ACCACUGCAAAACACCGAAGAAGAACAUUCCCGAAAAUUAGCAACAGACAACCUAGCAUAGCGCAAGCGUGUUUAUUAAAAAGCAAAAUGUGUAAAGUCCAAAUGUUAAAAGAGUUGAUGACACAGCGACUGAACACGGCCGUUGAAGAAAUAUUCGAAUUAUUUGAGAGAACCAUAACGGAGUACGAGCAGGAACUUUCUCGAAGAAAAGAGGAGAACGACAGACAGCGCGAAUUACUGGACUCAGUUUUCACGUAUCAAUCUGGCCUCGAUAAAACAGAAACACCUCAGCUUACGGCGAAAGGUCCAGAAGAACCAACGGAGCACCCUCACAUUAAAGAGGAAUGGACUAUUCCAGAUGCGUUGGCUGAUAUCAACACCUUCACGUCGACCAGCAUCCACGUCAAGUUCGAUGAAGAUAAAAAUCAAACUCCAACCGACGUCACAGCAGAAGAACCCAGCGACGACCUUCGCUCCCAACACGGUGACAAAGCUCCGUUCUUCGACACGGACGACGUGAUUUCCCACUCUUCAGACGUCGAGCACACCAAAGAAUCUUUACAGACUCCUACCAGUUCUAAAAGUGAUUUAACGAAGCCCGCCAACAACGAACGCUCCACCUGCCACGAAUGUGGGAAAAAGUUUGACCAGAGAGGAGCCCUGACCAGACACUUGAGAACUCACAGCAGGGAGAAACCUUUCAGUUGCGCCAUUUGCACUCGAGGCUUCUCAUUGAAGGCGAAUAUGAAAAGACACAUGACGACGCACAGCCAAGCCGGCGGCGUUCAGUUCGGCUGCUCCCAGUGUGGGAAGACGUUCAACCUAAAGGGGAAUCUAUUAGCCCACAUUAAAACGCACACCGGAGAGAAACCUUUCGGUUGUUCCCAGUGCGAGAAAAGAUUCCAUACCAAGCUCCACGUGCAGAGACACACGCUGAUUCACACGGGGGAGAAACCCUUUUCCUGCUCGGUCUGCGGGAAAACUUUCCGCCAGGAGUACGACAUGAAGAAUCACGCCAGGUUGCACACCGGCGAGAAACCGUUCGCUUGUUCCGUUUGCGCGAAAGAUUUCGCUCGAAGGACGUGUCUCAGGACGCACGUGAGAAGACACCACGGGGAGAAAGAUUUGACGAGGGAGCGUGAAACGCAACUGGAAAAGGAUGAUGAUUGACGUCAGUUAUGAAAAAGUUUGUGUUUCAGCCAUAUUGGAUGUGGCAGUUUGACUCAUUUUUUAAUGAACACUGUUACUAUAUUGUAGUUUUCAAAAAUAAAGCCGUAUUUUAUGUGUUUUCCUUAAAAAUAAAAUUGAUAAACCGUUUCUUUUUAACCCUUUUAUCUAUUCAAAUUAUUAUCUUAACUCAGGGGUGUUCAAAGUUUUUUGCCCCAAGAUCUACUUUUAAAUGAGACAACCUCCCGCGAUCUACCUUAAGA
This is a messenger RNA of Corythoichthys intestinalis (scribbled pipefish), 1430 nucleotides long. Its product is annotated as zinc finger protein 32-like. NCBI's taxonomy places the organism in Eukaryota, Metazoa, Chordata, Actinopteri, Syngnathiformes, Syngnathidae. Gene Ontology annotation, biological process: regulation of transcription by RNA polymerase II. Gene Ontology annotation, cellular component: nucleus. Bases 88 to 1170 code for a protein of 360 amino acids. The transcript is spliced from 2 exons. Gene Ontology annotation, molecular function: DNA-binding transcription factor activity, RNA polymerase II-specific. The record is from RefSeq and is a predicted model, not a curated record.